CCUAACUGGUUGUCAAUUUGAUUUUUGUUUGUAUAGUACAGUAUUUCCAUGGUUCUUUUGUUUGUUAUAAUUAUUAGGAUAUUUAUUGGAGUAAGAAUUCGCUAUUAUAUUUAUUCCUAUUUGGAGUGUCUAGUAUAUGUGUCUCAAAAAGGCUUGUUUGCCAUUUGGCUGUCCGCCUCUGGCCUUGAAAAUCUACGACUCGCCCGCCUUGUGCCUUUCAUAACUAUCACUGCCCACACUUCCAUCAUAGCUAGCAUCAAACUAGUUACACAUUCAACCAUAUCUUCAGUAUGACAUACACACACAGAUGUGGGAAUUCCCUCACAUUUCGCUACAUGAAUGGUGAAAUGGCGGUCAAGCUAAGAGAAAGAGAAGAAAAGGAAUAAACACUGGGAAAGUUAUGUUGCUAAGGUGGAAGAAAUUGCACGAAUUAAGCAUAAACAAGUCGAAGAUAAAGCAGCAGUGAGAUUGCAUUCGUUCAAUGGCAGUUGCGGGAUUGACUCUACACCAAAACAAUUAGAGAUAAGUGAUAGGUUAACAUCACUGAAGUCCGUAAGCUCAUCUAGAAAGGUAUGCCACAUGAAGUCAUCAAGUUCAAGUGAACAUGUGCCAGUUCAAUUCCCAGAAGUUGUUUUAUGCGUGGAGGUUUACCGCAGCAGAAAGCCAUUAAUGAAGAGUCAAGAAUUUCUGGUUCUAGGGCAGCAAUUUUUAACUGAAUUGAGGGACAAGAUAUAUUGCAUCACGGAUGAAAUAAUGAAAAAGGCAGGCACAGAUGAUCCCUCUGGCUACUUUCUUAUUGAGGAUGUGUUUUACAAUGAUUUGAGGGAUGCACGUGCUACUGAUUACAGUCAGCCAAUACGAGAAUGGGUUGAAAAUUCAUCAGAGGCUGCCGAAAAAUGGGAAUGUAUCAUCUCAGGUGAAUCGCUGCAGAAGAAGAAAUCAAUUUUAGGAAAUGUUGCGGCAUUCCCACUGCCUCAUUUCAGAGCUGUUGAGAUGAAAAAUGUUCGCUUUUGUGACUUGAAAUUUCGAGUUGGUGCUGGGUAUCUUUACUGUCACCAGGGAGACUGCAAACAUCUCAUGGUAAUAAGAGAUAUGAGGCUGAUACACCCUGAGGACGUGCAGAACCAAGCUGUUUAUCCGCUCGUCACAUUUCGAUUAAAAGUGAGGCUUCAGAAAUGUUCUGUGUGCAAAAUAUUCAAAGCUGAGAAGAUGACGGUCGACGAUAAAUGGGCUGCUCCGAAUCCUUGUUAUUUCUGUGAUCUUUGCUAUUACAUGCUCCAUUAUCAGGAUGGAACUUUGCUUUAUGAUGAUUUCUCUGUUUAUGAUUGUAUCCAUGAUUAACAAUUCCUGCUAUCCCCCUCUCUUUAAACAUGGUUUUUCUUGUUUUGAAAUGAUGUAUGUAUGUAACACUGCUUUCCUCAUCUACAUUUUGUUGAAAACCCUACCCAUUAAUCGUUGUAUUAAUUAGCAAAAAAAAAGGUGGUCUAUACAUGUAACCUAGGACUUAGUGUUUCAGUUUGUACAAUUUUGAGCCUUUGAGCCAAAAUUAAAAAUUUGGCCUAUUG
Messenger RNA from Cuscuta campestris, 1565 nucleotides. NCBI's taxonomy places the organism in Eukaryota, Viridiplantae, Streptophyta, Magnoliopsida, Solanales, Convolvulaceae. The record is from the annotation of a GenBank genome assembly.